This is a messenger RNA of Peromyscus eremicus (cactus mouse), 552 nucleotides long. Its product is annotated as PEST proteolytic signal-containing nuclear protein-like. Lineage: Eukaryota; Metazoa; Chordata; Mammalia; Rodentia; Cricetidae. Gene Ontology annotation, cellular component: nucleus. Gene Ontology annotation, biological process: proteasome-mediated ubiquitin-dependent protein catabolic process; protein ubiquitination. Bases 2 to 538 code for a protein of 178 amino acids. The transcript has a single exon. The record is from RefSeq and is a predicted model, not a curated record.
GAUGGCGGACGGGAAGGCGGGAGACGAGAAGCCAGAGAAGCCGCAGCGAGCCGGAGCCGCCGGAGGACCUGAAGAAGAAGCAGAAAAACCUGUGAAAACUAAGGCUGUUUCUUCCAGUAAUGGAGGGGAAAGUUCCAGUUGCAGUGCUGAAAAGCGAUCAGCUGAUGAAGAAGCUGCAGACCUCCCAACAAAGCCUACAAAGAUCUCCAAGUUUGGAUUUGCCAUAGGUAGUCAGACGACAAAGAAAGCAUCAGCCAUAUCCAUCAAACUUGGAUCAAAUAAGCCCAAGGAAACGGUCCCAACUCUCGCUCCAAAAACCCUCUCAGUAGCAGCAGCUUUCAAUGAGGAUGAAGAUAGUGAACCAGAAGAAAUGCCUCCAGAAGCAAAGAUGAGGAUGAAGAAUAUUGGAAGGGACACACCAACAUCAGGUGGACCAAACUCCUUUAGUAAAGGGAAGCAUGGCUUUUCCGAUAAUCAGAAGCUGUGGGAGCGAAACAUAAAAUCUCAUCUUGGAAAUGUACAUGACCAAGACAAUUAAAUGAAGUGUUUUGA